AGUUUCCUUUUGGCCUGAACUUGGCUGACCUCGGUAGCUUCCGCCCGACUCUGGCUAAAGUCUUGGAGGCUACUGCCUGAAGAUGACCUCUAGGGACCAGCCCAGCCCCAAGGGCCCCCCAAAAAGCACUUCGCCUCAUCCUGGGAUGUCGAACUCUGAGAGGUCUCCGACGAUGAAUUAUCAGGGCAUUCUAAAUCGGCUCAAGCAGUUCCCCAGGUUUUCUCCUCAUUUUGCUGCGGAGUUGGAGAGCAUUUACUACUCGCUGCACAAGAUCCAGCAGGAUGUGGCGGAACAUCACAAGCAGAUAGGAAACUUCUUACAGAUUGUGGAGAGCUGCAGCCAACUCCAGGGUUUCCAGUCUGAGGAGGUCUCACCUGCUGAACCAGCCAGCCCUGGGACAGCCCGGCAAGCGGAGGACAAGAGCCUGCAGGAGUCGAGCUUUGAGAACAUCAUGACCACCAGGUCCUCCGACUGGCUCCGGCGGCCUUUGGGGGAGGAUGAUCAGGCAGAGACCCAGCUGUUCUGGGACAAGGAGCCUUGGUUUUGGCACGAUGCUCUGACAGAGCAACUCUGGCGGAUUUUUGCUGGCGUCCACGAUGAGAAGGCAAAGCCCAGAGACAGACAGCAGGCACCAGGCCUGGGGCAGGAAAGCAAGGCACCAGGAUCCUGUGACCCAGGAGCAGACCCAUGUCCGGAAGAUGCUUCCACCCCCAGGCCACCUGAGACCUCCUCCAGCCCCCCUGAGGGUUCCCAAGACAGGAACACAAGAUGGAGUAUGGUCCAGGAGCGUCCUGGAGGAGCCCCUCGGUUUCUGCAGUCCAUAUCCUGGGACCCUGAGGACUUUGCAGAUGCAUGGAAGAGGCCAGAUGCCUUGCCUGGGCAGUCUAAGAGACUUGCCGUCCCGUGCAAACUGGAGAAGAUGCGGAUUUUGGCACACGGGGAGCUCGUGCUCGCCACGGCCAUCAGCAGCUUCACGCGGCACGUGUUCACCUGUGGCAGAAGAGGCAUCAAGGUGUGGAGCCUGACUGGCCAGGUGGCUGAGGACAGGUUCCCUGAGAGCCACCUGCCUGUACAGACCCCUGGGGCCUUCCUGCGCACCUGCCUGCUGUCCUCAAACAGCAGGAGCCUGUUCACCGGUGGCUACAACCUGGCCAGCGUGAGUGUGUGGGACCUGGCGGCGCCCUCCCUGCAUGUGAAGGAGCAGUUGCCCUGUGUGGGUCUCAACUGCCAGGCCCUGGACGUCAACCUGGAUGCCAACCUGGCUUUCGCCAGCUUCACCAAUGGUGUGGUCAGGAUUUGGGACCUGCGGGAUCAGAGUGUGGUCAGGGACCUCACGGGUUACCCUGAUGGAGUCAAGACUUUCGUGGUCAAGGGCUACAACAUCUGGACUGGGGGUCCGGAUGCCUGUCUGCGGUGCUGGGACCAGAGGACCAUCAUGAAACCUCUGGAGUACCAAUUCAAGUCUCAGAUAAUGAGCCUGUCCCACAGCCCCCAGGAGGACUGGGUGCUGCUGGGCAUGGCCAAUGGCCAGCAGUGGCUGCAGAGCACCAGCGGGAGCCAGCGACACAUGGUGGGGCAGAAAGACAGCGUCAUCCUGAGCGUCAAGUGCUCCCCCUUUGGCCAGUGGUGGGCAAGCGUUGGAAUGGACAACUUCCUUGGUGUCUACAGCAUGCCGGCGGGGACAAAGGUGUUCCAGGUGCCCGAGACGUCCCCAAUGACGUGCUGUGACAUCUCUUCCAACAACCGCCUCAUCGUCACAGGCUCUGGGGAGCAUGCCUCCGUGUACCAGAUCACCUACUGAGGGGCCUUGCUGCUGUCAUCCGACUCCGGCUCCUCUUUUCAUCCCCCCUUUUUUUUUUUUGCCCCCCAACUAGGGGGUCAUGGUGGAGGGAAGCAGGAAGGCUCUUCUGUGGCAUCCAUGAUCCAGUCUGUGGUGUACAGCCUGGUCGCCGUCACGUGUAAUAAAGCACCGGGGAAAGGCAGAGA
Molecule: messenger RNA, 1986 nt
Organism: Nomascus leucogenys (northern white-cheeked gibbon)
Lineage: Eukaryota; Metazoa; Chordata; Mammalia; Primates; Hylobatidae
Gene: TLE6
Product: TLE family member 6, subcortical maternal complex member
Biological process (GO): negative regulation of canonical Wnt signaling pathway; regulation of DNA-templated transcription
Cellular component (GO): transcription regulator complex; nucleus
Molecular function (GO): transcription corepressor activity; protein binding
Source: RefSeq, a predicted model, not a curated record